CACUGUAGCAUUGAACCAGCAAUUUUAUAACGAGUGCUGGCAAAGGGGAGACAGGCCGUGGAAGUACCGGUACGCCACCACGAAGGAAAUCAUGGAGCAAACAUUGGGCGACAUUAGAUACUAAUAAUGUGGUGAAUAUCAAUGCCAAAAUUCCGGGUAUGCAUACUUACCAACCCCGUGUUAUGUGUACUUACUAGUACCGAACGACCGCAUGGCGUUUUGCUGUUAAAGCGCUCCUUGCUGGCAACUAACGUCAUAAACUUUCCUGCUGAACUACAGACAUUAUAUGGGCUCCAAAAACGUCGUGGCGUUCGUUCUAAAAACAACUUCUCCAAGUUGGUGGGGUUCUGCAUGAUAAGAUCACUAGACAAACGAGUAACGUGGAAAAUAAUAUUACUUACAUAUACUUAUACACGUUGCCCUUUGAUCCUGCAAAAUCGUGCCAAAUUUCAUUAUGCUGUAAACUUGCAGUCACUGUCACUGCCUCUGUCCUCGAGGCUUCAAUGCACAAGGAUUCGGCACUAUCCCCUCCAGGUAAUGUAGAACCUUCCUCUUGACCAGCAAGAUGUCUUCUCGACCAUACUUCGAGACUGUCAAAGUACUAUCACUCACCUCGCCGCAUUUCGCAGACUAACUCGCAUAGUCAUUUGUAGACGUUCCAAUCACCGUUAAUGGUGUGGAAACCUCGG
Suillus subaureus is the source of this 689-nucleotide messenger RNA. RefSeq lists its product as uncharacterized. Lineage: Eukaryota; Fungi; Basidiomycota; Agaricomycetes; Boletales; Suillaceae. The record is from RefSeq and is a predicted model, not a curated record. The coding region runs from base 142 to 543 and encodes 133 amino acids. The transcript has a single exon.